AUGGCAGGGCCUGCUAGGCUACGGACUUUUGAUAUAAAUGCGGUUGCCAAAGUCCCAACCGACGCCAUCGCUGAAAUCACUGAGAAAUGCGCCGACUGGGAGAUCACCAGCACUCCCGCCGAGACGAAUACGCCUAAAGUGAAGAACAUGGAUCCGCCAUGCUCACAGAUCCCAGACUCGCCAACGCAAACGAUGCAGACAGUGCAGAUGGUGCAGACGAUGCAGCCUCGACCCGCGUCUCGCCCAACCUCUGCGACCAACCCGGGGCUUCCUUCUCGCUCAGCGUCUCGAAGCACAGCCCGGUCUCGGCCAGCAAGUCGCCAUGGUUCUCUUCAUUCACCUCGACGACCAACAGUCAGCCCUAGCAUCGUCACAGUGCCAGCCCGGAGCUCACAACCUGUCGAUCACCGAGAGUCAUUACUGGCGUUACACCGAGAAUCAUGUCGUCUGUUCCAAGAUCCGGCAUCAGCUGCUAUUGUGGAUUCUCGGCUUGCAUCUACCUACAAGCCUCGACGGGAAAGUAGUCACUCCUCGGACGUAUCAGCACCCCCCUUCCCCGGUGGCUUCUUCUCGGUCGAGUUGUAUUGCAGACUAUGA
Penicillium chermesinum is the source of this 597-nucleotide messenger RNA. RefSeq lists its product as uncharacterized. The transcript has a single exon. NCBI's taxonomy places the organism in Eukaryota, Fungi, Ascomycota, Eurotiomycetes, Eurotiales, Aspergillaceae. The record is from RefSeq and is a predicted model, not a curated record. The coding region runs from base 1 to 597 and encodes 198 amino acids.